Molecule: messenger RNA, 5045 nt
Organism: Hippopotamus amphibius kiboko
Lineage: Eukaryota; Metazoa; Chordata; Mammalia; Artiodactyla; Hippopotamidae
Gene: PROB1
Product: proline rich basic protein 1
Exons: 1
Coding region: 1-3081 (1026 amino acids)
Cellular component (GO): nucleoplasm
Source: RefSeq, a predicted model, not a curated record
AUGCUGACCGCGCUCGCCCCGCCAGCCCUGCCCGGGCUCCCAGGGCGGCUGCCCGCUGCCCCCACUCGGCGCCAGGACUCCUCGGGUUCGUCAGGCUCCUACCACACGGCUCCGGGUUCUCCGGAGCCCCCGGACGCUGGGCCGGACGCGGAGGGCUGGGCGAAUUGGCCCAGGGUGGCCCCUGUGCUGGGGGCGGGCGCGCAGCCUCGCCUGUCCGUCAGAGCCCAGAAUAGCCGCCAGCAGCUCGGGCCCGGCUCGGGUUUCCCGCGAGGCCCGGCCUCGGGCCCGCGGCCACCCCAGCCCCAGCUGCGCAUGCUGCCGUCGGGGGAGAUGGAAGUCAUCUUCGGCGCAGGGCCGCUGUUCAGCCGCCCCGACGCAGAAGAGAGCGAGGUGCAACAGCUCACGACGCGGGCCUUCCGCAGCCUCUCUCCGUCCAGGUCUGCGUCUCCCAUCCCGGACGAACCGCAGCCCGAGGGCCCCGACGAUGGCUCCCGCUGGGCCACCUUCCUGGAGCUGCGGCCUCUCGGGCCGAGUCCUGCCACCCCAGCGCAGUUCGAGUGUGUGGAAGUGGCGCUGGAGGAGCGUGCCGCGCCUGCUGGGCCCCGGACGGUGCCCAAACGUCAGAUCGAGCUGCGGCCCCGGCCCCAGAGUCCCCCGCGGGAGGCCAGCGCGCCGCAUCCCCGACUGCUCCUGCGCACCGGCUCCCUGGACGAGUCUCUGGGCCGCCUGCACGCUGCCGCGGACCUCGUGCAGACGGCGCUGGCCAGAAAACUAAGCCCCGCGACCCCUACUCCAAGCAGUGCCACCUUCGGACCCCCGGUGCCGCCAGAGCCUGCGACCCCGGAAACGCCCCGCAGUACUCGAGCGGCCCUGGAGGAGGCCAGGUCUCGCCCACAUCGUGUGUAUCAUAGUUCAGCCCCCGCCAGGACCCCACGACCGUGGCCUAGCCUCCGUGAGCGCGCAAUUCGGCGCGACAAGCCCGCGCCCGGGACCGAGCCUCUGGGUCCAGUUAGUUCCAGCAUCUUCCUGCAGUCUGGGGAGAAGACCCAUGAGACACACCAUCAGGAACCCAAGACUCGGUUCCCACGAGAGACUCCUGAUCGAACCGUCCUGAGGGCACAGAGUCCGCCUUUCCAGUCUAGGGCCCCCUGGGAGGUUUCAAGUAAGGCUGUGAGGCCGAGGAGCCCAUCACCGCUGUGGCAAGCCUCAAAUGGGACCGUGCGGGGUCCUCACUGCCCCUCCCCCCAGAACCUGUCCCCGUGGAAUCGGGCUAUUCGGAAGGUGAGUAGUCCGUCGCUCCCCGAGGCAUCCUCCGCAUGGGAAAGUAAGGAUACUGCUGUCACGGAAACUGUCAGCAGAAAGAGUCCUUCCCCUCCGACCCUUUCCCAGUGGAAUCGGGGUGUUGCCAGGGCAAGAAGCCCAUCCCCCAAAGCUCCUUCCUCGUGGGAGGUUCCGCAUCCGGCAGAUGGGGAUACAGUUGAGGGGAGUAGGAGCCCGUCCCCGCCGACCUUGUCCUCAUGGGAGACUCCAGAUCGUCCUAUUGGGACGUGGAGCCCAUCGCCCCAAGAGACGUGGGACUCCACAGUGCAGAGCUCAUCGGUAGUGUCUACGCGGGAAGCUAUGAAUGGCGUAGCCCAGAAGGAACUGGUACCGCCCCCGCCAUCUGCACCCGGGACUCCAGAGCUAACAGAGGCGCAGAGUGCGUCCCCUCGGGAGAUGCCGGAUCUUGCCUUCCGAGGCAGCCAGCUGUCGCCAGAGGUGGCUGCACCCCAGCUGCCCCUCAGUCACCUUGUGGGCACCCUGGAUGCCGAUGCGCGCCCGGAAGCCUUGGGCUCUGGAGAAGCGGCCUCGGGACGCCCGCGCGUGGCCAUUCCGCGGCCCCGCGACGUGCGCAAGAUAGUAAAGACCACGUACGCACCAACCUUCACGGCAGGCACCCCAGGCUCAGGCACCUCAGACUCAGGGCUGCCUGCGCCUCCUGCGGACCCCCGCGGGGAGGAAGGCGGCGCCUCCAAGACACAAGAGUUUCAGGCGCUGGGGCCCCCCGCCCCGGCUCACUACACUUCCGUUUUUCUCAAGGACUUUCUGCCGGUCGUGUCACACCCCUACGAGCCCCCAGAGCCAACCCCAGACACAGUCCCAAGGGACGUUACUCAGCCCAACGGGGUCCUGCGGCGGAGGGCAGAGAACAGCACGGCGAAACCCUUCGCGCGCACUGAGAUCCGCCUGCCUGGUGCCUUGGCCUUAGGCCGCCGGCCGGAGGGAACGCGGGGAGUCGUGGUGCGCGGUCCUGGCGUAAAGAACCGGGAUGCAGAGGCCCAGCGCCUGGUCCCCGACGACAAGGGUCGGACCAGCCCUCUAGGCGGCGCUCGCACCUCACCCCAGCAGUCGCCCAGAGGGCCGGCAGGGACCCAACCUCCCCGACCGCCCUGCCCUGGCUCUCCGCAGGCGCACCUUAGCUCGAGCUCUGGAAUAGCACCCAAACUGGAGACGCCCCCUACGGUCCCUGAGCCCACGGUUGCAGUCCAGGCGCCCCUCCCGCGGGAGCCCCGGGCGCAGGCUAGCAGAACGGCCCCACCCCAGCCCCGCGCUGCCUCGGCGCCUCCUAUGGACAGGUCCCCGGAAGGCCCCUCCCAGGGGGCGCGCAGGCCGUCCGGGGCCGCGCAGCCGGGGAAGGUCCUGGUGGACCCCGAGAGCGGCCGCUACUACUUUGUCGAGGCGCCGAGGCAGCCUCGGCUGCGGCUGCUCUUCGACCCUGAGAGCGGGCAGUAUGUGGAGGUGCUGCUGCCACCCUCGCCCUCGGUGCCACUCAGCCGGGUCUACACCCCGGUGGCUCUGGGCCCCGGCCUCUACCCGUCGGCCUAUGGGCCUAUCCCUGGCCUCUCACUGCCACCAUCCCCGGGCCCACCGGCCUUAAGCGGCCCCCACCUACCCUGGGCCUCCGAGGCGGGGCCCUUGGACGGGAUGUACUACCUGCCAGCGAGCGGGACCCCCAGCCCUGCACCUCCUCUGCUCCUCUGUGCUCCACCCUCCAGCUUCGGUCCCGCCCAGCCCAGCAAGGGCUCCUUAUUCCCCGUGUGAGGCCCCAGGGCCUGAUCCCCAUGGUGUUGAGGCCCAUUGAUGGCCUUGGAGGUUCUGGCAUCCAGUCCUCUGCCCUCUUUUCCUUCUGUCACCUCUUUCUUUUACCCAUCUCGUGCAGUCCUCAGACCAGAAGUUACCUUCAGAGUGCUUAUCUGAGACACCUGGGGCUGAUGGAGCUGGAGCUCAGGAAAUGGCUGCCUGUUUCCUCCCCAACAAAAUUGUAUACCCCUUUCCCAAGCAUCCCAGAGUGUGGUGUGUUGGGGUGUGUGUGUGUGUUGUGGGCUGAAAAAAAUGCAAAACGUGAGAGUUGUGAGAUAAGUUUUAUUUGGGGCAAAAUGAAAACUAUAAGCCUGGGAGACAGCCUCUCAGAUGGUUCUGAGAAACUGCUCUGAAGAGGUGAGGGAGGUCAGUAUAUAUGUGAGUUUGGUGAAGGGGAAUACAUGCAAUCGAGCACAUUGCAGUUGGGCAGAAGGUUGCAGUUGGUCACAAGGAGCAGAUGUCCAUUAAUAAUUUUAGUGCUUUUCUAGAUAUGAGAAUAUGCAAGAAAUUGGGCUCAUAAAAUCUGAAAAUGUCUAACUAUCUAAAGGCCUGUUCUGCCAGUUUUUCCCAGAGCAAAGAGGGCCUUAUGCCUGAUCUCUGCCCUGAACUCCUUUCAGGGUGUGUUUAAGGUCAGCAAUUGCAGUAGCUAGUGAUUUCAUCCUUGUAGAGGCAGAUGGCAAGAGACAAUUUUUAGUUGGCAGUGUGAGAAAUCCCAGGACAUGUCCCCAGGAGCCGACCUGAGUGGGUGAAGGGGUUUCUCAGGGGCAACAGGAAAUGGGAGCUGCAGGGGACAGGGCUGCCCCCAGAGGUAGUGAGCUGUCUGUCUUUCCCUGAAGGUGGGCCCAGCUGAGGUGGAGAAGGCUAGUGAGCACUGAUGGGAUGAAGAGAGAAGGACACUGGCUAUCUAAUCUGUUAUUCUUUGCAAGAGGGUCUGAGCCUUGGCCUGGGAGGCUGUGGGGGAAAGUGACUAGUGCGCCCCCUAGGCGGGGCUCAUCUGAGAAAGGGAGCUGUGGGGACAGGAGGUAGAGGUGGAGAGGGAAGUAAUAUGGGAGCGGCCACGGAGGGUCAGCCUGCGACUUGUGGUGGGGGGACGGGGGGAAUGUGGGGGAGGUAACUGUAGUCUCCAGGUGGGAGUACUGCCCCUCAUUUUCCCCUCAGCCCCCGCCUCUGACUUGGCUUGUCUAAGCCCUCAGAGCUGAACUGGCUUGUCCUGGGUUAGGAGUGGGGGUUCCAGCCAUUCCCACCAAGGGUGGGGGAUAGAUGAAUGCAUUGUCAGGAAAGACUUAAAAGCAGGGCGGAUGGUUGAGCUGGUUUCCCAGAGGAGACUCUUGACCUCUCUGGGUGGGGUGGAGGGUGGUUUAGGGCUGGCAAAAGAAGGGAUGCCCCUGUGAGGAGCCCUCAUCUUAUUCCACUCCCCUGGUAACAGACGUGGCAACCAUGCCGAGGGAGGGGCUGGCUCUGCAAGCUGGUCACAACGUAGGAAGGGACAGGACCCAGAACCUGUGUUCCAAUUGCCUUGAGAUUCCAGGAGCCUCUGAGGAGAGCAGAGGGAGAUGCAACCGGGUGCGAGGUACUCCGUGUGGGGGUCUGUGUAGAGUUCUGAGUGAAGUAGCUGGGCCUUGCUGGACUGGUAUGUGAUGUGACGGGUCUAGGGAAGAACAGUUAACAUUAGAAGCAGUGUCAGGGAUGGAGAUCAAUGCCUUCCUUAAUUUCCAGGCCUCUGAGGGGUCUGGAUCCCUUGGAGUCACUGCCCCCUUGCCUUGGACUGGAAGCUGACUGAGAGAAUUAUGAGUCAGAAUAACCUGACAUCUUUCUGUGGCUGGAGAUACUGGCCCCGAUGGCAAGGAGGGCCCUGGGCCACUCUUGGGCCCCUCACCGCAUCAUGGUGUGCAAUAAAUCGCUGACCCAACGGCCAUGAUGGCUGG